Messenger RNA from Trichosporon asahii var. asahii CBS 2479, 2514 nucleotides. RefSeq lists its product as uncharacterized. Gene Ontology annotation, cellular component: nuclear pore. Gene Ontology annotation, molecular function: structural constituent of nuclear pore. The transcript is spliced from 2 exons. The record is from RefSeq and is a predicted model, not a curated record. Lineage: Eukaryota; Fungi; Basidiomycota; Tremellomycetes; Trichosporonales; Trichosporonaceae. Gene Ontology annotation, biological process: mRNA export from nucleus. Bases 1 to 2514 code for a protein of 837 amino acids.
AUGUCGCCUCCGAACGGCUCACCGGCCCCGCUGGCGCAAUGGCACGCCGUGACGCCGCUCACACGGCCGCUGUCCAUUUCCAUUCUCGAACUCGCGCCGACAUCGGUUACGCUUGCUCUGACGCGUUCGCCUCCCACCCCGCCAAGUCUGAACCCGGCGCAGCACUUGGCACAGUCGCACGCGCACCACCACGCCCACUCCGGAUCAGCAUCCUCGUCACACAACGGCGGAGGAAGCAGCUCAAAGAACAAAAAGAAGAAGAAACGCAACGCUGCCUCUAAUCUGCAACAUUCCACCUCGAACGCCGCCGAUAGCGAAGACGGCGCCGAUGACGAUGGGGAUGAGAGCGGAUCACAGAGCGUCACAACAGGACCUUCCCCGCUCGCAUCUUUGCUCGGGGAAGGGCAGACGUUCAAGGACAUGCUCUCUCACGGCGUUGUUGUGACGCUUGAUGGCAUGCCGUGGUCGCGCAUAGUGGCACAUGUAAGCGACGACGAGGCGGACGGAGAGGGAACGACGGGACAGGGUGACGAGCAGGACGAGGAUGGAGAAUGGGAGGACGACUGGGAGCCGGCAGGCGGAACCGAUGCGGCCGCCGAUGAGGGCCAAGCCAAUACGACAUCCUCGGCACGACCGGCAGCCAGGCGAAGAAAGCGAAAGGGCCCUCAAGGCUCAAACGACAGCGGUCGCGUGCAUGUUCCCCGCCCAAUCCGAACCAAAGACACGCAAGACCGACCUCAACGAUGGGAUCGAGAACGUGCAGUCGUCGUUGUUUACGACCUCGACCCCUCGCAAGAGCACGAGAUCGAGCUCCAAAUUGUCGGACUCGCAGGGGAGAUCAAGGACAACGUCCCGGUCUCCAACUCGGUUCUGAUCCCACCAGCAUCGCCCUCCGCAGCCACUCUUCACCCGAGGUCACGCGCCAACUCCUUGCGUUCUCGAUCUCGGCCACGGUCGCGAUCUAACUCUGUCAACACGGCUGCCCCGACAGGCGCCGGGCCCUCACCGUUGGGAACGGAGGUGCCUGCCUCGCCAAACCGAUCUUCGACACCGAUCAACGACCAGCCAGUUGCUGUGACGUCCAUCCUUAGCCCACAUGAUGCGCAGAUUGCGCAGACUCGCCACCUCAUCACGGCUGCGCACGCUGAACGCGAACACCUGCAGAAUCAAAUCAAGGAGGCGCGCAAGACGGCGCAGCGAUCGGAAGCUGCUCUUCGAACGGACAUCGAGUCAAUGAAGAAGAGCAAUGAGAAGGCCGGUGCCAACGAUCAGCGCAAUAAGCAGAAGUACCUCGCCCUGCAGGAGCAAGUCAAGCAAGGAUGGGCUGGAGCCGAGGCCGCAAACAAGGAAGCGGACGACGUCAAGGCCAGCACGCCCGAGCUGGAGAAGAAGCUCGAGACCGUCACGAAGGAUCUCGAAUCAGUGCGUAAAGACUGGUCUACAGCUCAGGAGGAGGAGGAAGAGGCUAAGGAGGCCGAUAAGAAGAGCCGAGCGGAGGAGGACAAGAAGCUUGCCGACGUCACCAACAAGAUUGACAAGCUCAAGGUGAAGAAGGAGAAGAAGGAGGCCGAGCGCGCCGAGCUUCAGAAGCGAUUGGAUGAGCUAGAGAAGCAGCGCGAGGAGGUUGAGCGCAAGACGGAAGAGGAGCGCAACCUCCGUAAGCAGGGAUACUACCCUGGUGUUAACCGCUGGGAGCACGGCAGCGGAGACUUCAAUGCCUCGGGAGGGUUUGAGGGCGGUCGUCCCGGACCGGGAGGCUAUGGUGCCCCUCCCUUCCGACCUCGCGGUGGAUACCCCCGCUUCCCGUCGGGUGGCCGAGGUCAAGGCAAAGGCUUCUACGGUAACACUCCUCCGUCGCCCGCUUGGAACGCUCAGAUGGCGAAGCCGAACCGCCCGCCUGGAGGCACAGGCCCAAACCCGUCUGCCGCGCCGUUCAUGCCAUCUGGCAAUUUCAACACCAACGAUCCCUCGCUCCAUACUGCCCUCAUGCCGCCGCAGCUGCAGCACCGCAUCUACCUCCCCAACAGCGUGCGCCCGCGCCCCACCCCCAAUUUCCAUCCUCCUCCCAGUGUGUUAGCGGAGCAGGCGCAGCAGAACAGCAACCUACCUCCAGCGUCGACGAAGGCGGCUGGUUCGGGCGCAGCGUUCCCACCUCUCCCCACGACAGCGCCCCAGCGCCCGAACAGCGCUCAGCAAGGUCCGAGUCUCGCCUCGAUCGUCACGCGGGCCGUCCUUGCUCCCACCAGUACGCUUGCAUCGCCCGCGCAGAGUGGCACCCCAGCCAGCCCGACCGCCUCGAGCCCCGCGCCUGGCAGUAGCGGUAAGAGCUCCGUAUCCCCCAAACUGUCACACCCGCAAUUCCAGCAGCAGAGAGGCGAGUUCCCGCCGUUGUCUCCCUCAGCACCAGCUUUCACGUCUCCCAAUGUUCCGAAUGGGCGGACGUCGUCGCCUCCGCGGACGUCGCCAGGCUCCGGUUGGGGUGCUGUAGGUACGCCCCCGGCGGCUACGGAGUAG